AGUAAGCAAAGGGAACCCAAUCAUGCAAAGCCAAUGAAUAACGCUCAUUGACUGCAAACAAAUGCAUGUUACACACUGCAAAUACGCGUGAAACAUGCAUCACCAUACACACACUCACACAACUCAGAUGCAGCCAGGUCCACUUACAUGUUACUUCAAGUGUGAGAUGGGACCGGUUCGCACCGGAGCAGUGUAUAGGAGCGUUAGUUGCGCUCGUAACCUAUUGACUAUUGAGCGCACGUAUACGACUGCGCCAUUGAGUGCCAGGCUGCAUAUCCCCAUGCAGGGCUGGCCCCACAUUACAUGCAUUGCGGCCUGCGGAGUUAUCGAUUAAUUUUUCCACAAAGCGGAUGGCAUUGAGGCUGCGCAACGAUUGGGGAUCUCAAUUCACCUUUGACAUCACCACCUCAAUCUGGUUGAUAAGAUAUUCACUCAAUUCUUGACAACAACCACUGUCUGGACAGACAAGCACCUGGCUGACUGCAACAAAGACAGAGCAAAGACAGAGCAAUGAAGAAGUCAUUCGAAGUUUCAGGAUGUCUUUGUGCCAAUCUCGCGAGAACGCCAAGGGAAAGGCCGUCGCUCCCUCGCGCGCUGACAGACGCAGCACCACAGACGCUUUUGAGAAUCGGUGAAUGUCUGUCAGUUUGGAUUACUGCUUCAUGCCUCUGAAAUAAAAAACAACCCAUAUGGGAAGCUCAACGAACGAACGAAGCCCUUUUCUCUUUCUCUUUCUUCUUCUUGUCGUGACUGACUGCUGUCCCUACAAUGUAGACGCGGAGAAAUCACUUCGCGGCCAGAUGUAUCCAAACAUCAUUUUUCAUGGCCGACGAUUUGGGCUACGGCGACCUUGGAAGCUUCGGCCAGCAAGACAUCAAGACGCCGCAUCUCGACAAGAUGGCGGCGGAGGGAAUGCGCUUCACCGACUUCUACGCGGGCUCGACGAUCUGUUUGCCUUCUCGCUUCAGUGUGUGGACAGGCCAACACACGCCAACACACGGGCGAAAGCGACAGGCUUACCAGUAGCUUUCGCCGCAAUGGGCCCCCCUUCCCCUCUGAUCCAAUUCCUCCCAUCACUUUCCCGAACAUCGUCGCAAUCUGCUUGCUCUGUGCGAUCCAGUAGACUGAGAACACCCUCGUGGCCCUCCUCUUGCGUCUCCCGCAGAGAUCGCUAGAGGGUAAGAACUCGACGGAGGUCAGCGGAGUAGCAUCGUACUCCCCUCCGACGGCCACGAGAUACAUAUCAUCGAUAGCCACGACUCCAUGCGCUGCGCGAGGCUGAUUUAGAAGCGGGCCCUCAUACCAGCUCAUCGUCUGGCAGGGUCAUCUGCCUGCCACGACGUAGAUGCCUUCAUCGAAGACGGCGGCGCCGAUAUGCCCAAGGUGCACUGGUGGGCCAUCCUCUCGUCCCACUCGUUGAUCGAUGCAUUGAACACCGUCAUCGAAGGAAGCGGGACGUCAGUGCUGAGGUCUUUCCGCACGCCGUUAUCUUCUAUGCCACCAAUCACGUAGACAUGGCCGUCACGUGUGACCGCUGCUCCAGCCGCUCGUGUUGUAGGCAU
Vitrella brassicaformis is the source of this 1562-nucleotide messenger RNA. NCBI's taxonomy places the organism in Eukaryota, Vitrellaceae. The record is from the annotation of a GenBank genome assembly.